Molecule: messenger RNA, 4195 nt
Organism: Hypomesus transpacificus
Lineage: Eukaryota; Metazoa; Chordata; Actinopteri; Osmeriformes; Osmeridae
Gene: nek5
Product: serine/threonine-protein kinase Nek5
Exons: 21
Coding region: 104-2926 (940 amino acids)
Biological process (GO): protein phosphorylation
Molecular function (GO): protein kinase activity; ATP binding
Source: RefSeq, a predicted model, not a curated record
GGCAUGUGUUACAUUGGCCUCGUUUGCUAAAUAUAUCAAUAACCACUUAGUAUUUCCAAACAUGUGUUUGUGAGAGGGAAUAUUAUUCGGGUAUACAGGUGUUAUGAACAACUAUGAAAUUGUCCGUCAGAUUGGAGAGGGUGCGUUCGGGAAAGCCUUCUUGGCCAGGGACAGAGAUGGAGGAUGUGAAACAGAGUGUGUGGUCAAAGAAGUCAACCUCAGAAAGAUGUCUCCUAGAGAGAAGGAAGCGUCCAAGAAAGAGGUGACACUGCUCUCCAAGAUGAAGCAUCCCAAUAUUGUCACUUUCUUCAAAUCAUUCAACGAGAGUGCUAGUCUGUUUAUUGUGAUGGAGUAUUGUGAUGGAGGGGAUCUAAUGAAGAAGAUCGGCAUGCAGAGAGGGAUUCUGUUCUCUGAGGAGCAGAUCCUGGACUGGUUUGUACAGAUCUGCCUUGGACUGAAGCACAUUCACGACAGAAAGGUCCUGCACAGAGAUAUCAAGGCACAGAAUAUCUUCCUCACCAACAGUGGUAUGACUGCCAAGUUGGGGGACUUUGGAAUAGCAAGAAUGUUAAACAACACCAUGGAACUUGCCAGGACUUGUGUGGGGACACCCUACUACCUGUCUCCAGAAAUCUGUGAGAACAGACCAUACAAUAACAAGACGGAUGUCUGGUCCCUGGGCUGUGUCCUCUAUGAACUCUGCACUCUGAGACAUCCAUUUGAGGGGAGCAGUCUGAGACAGCUGGUGGGGAAGAUCUGUAAGGGGCGCUGUAACCCUGUGUCGGCACGCUACUCCUACGACCUCCGCUUGCUGGUCGCUCAGCUCUUCAAGGUCAGCCCUCGAGACCGGCCCUCCGUCACCUCGGUCCUGAGGCGCCCGCUCCUGGAGAAGCGCAUUAGCAAGCUGCUAGACCCCCAGGUGAUUGAGGAGGAGUUCAGCCACACAGUGCUGCACAGAAGGUCACCUUUAGACCCUCGUCAUGCUGCUAAGGUGCAAUCAGGGCCAGCACAGACACCAGUGAAGGUCCCCAAGCCCAGAGCCCCAGAGAGGCCUGUUCCUCAGCCAAAGCCUGGGCCCCCGGUGAAGAAAGCUCCCCCCAAACCAGAGUGGAAAGCCCCAGUCAGCGUCUACACCCCCCAGCAUAAACCGUUUGCCCCCAGAGGGGCGUCAGGGGGCAAACCGCCGGCCAGACAACAUGCUCAACAACACCCCAGGUGGCCCAGCAGUCGGCCAGUCAACUUCUACAACCACUACCACGCUCAGCUGGACGCCAUCCAGAGACACAAGGACAAGACCCCUGUCCCUCCCCCUCCCCACCAUCCUCCCCCUCCUCCUCUCCACCACCCUCCUCCCCCCCCCUCUCCCUCCCCAGGCUCAGCCCCAGGAGGAGUGCGAGGCCUGGGUCGUCCCAGUAGAACCCUACCAGCUAGUGUGUAUCUCUGUGUGUGUGUGUGUGUGUCUGUGUGUGUCUAUGUGUGUGUGUGUGUGUCUGUCAGUGUGGCUGCGGCUCGUGAUGAAUACCUCCAGAGGAGACGAGAGGCUGACCAGUACAAGCAGCGGGCAGAGAAACAGCUGGGACUGCGUCCCUCCACGGCAGACGCAGAGAGGUACAGACAGCCAGGGCCCGGCCAGGGGCCCCCGCGGGCCCCACACAAGGACAGGAGACAGGGGGAGCAGCAGGAGUAUUUAAGGCAACUGCAGCACAUCAGACAACAGUAUUACAACGAUAUGAAGGAGAUCCGAAUGAGAGCUGGAGCUGAGGCCCAGCCAGUGGUGAAGCCAGGUACCUACCUAGUGGAGCAGGCCAGACCCUCAGAGACACCAGCGCCCAGAGAGAGACCAGCGCCCAGAGAGAGACCACACCCUGCCCAAGACGUGGAGGGGGCGCUCAGACAGAUUGGUGAGGAGAACAGGAGGGAGAGGAGAGCCCUGCAGAGACAACACCAAGACAAGGAGGUGGACAUACUGAACCAGACCCUGAGCUUCCAGGCAGGGGAGGAGCUGAGACACAGGGAUUGGUCGGUUCCAGGAGAGAAGGCAGAGGAGAGACUCAGGGAUUGGUCAGUUCCCGGAGAGAAGGCAGAGGAGAGACACAGGGAUUGGUCAGUUCCCGGAGAGAAGGCAGAGGAGAGGAAGGCCUGGGGUGCCGGAGCUCCCCAGACUCUCCUGAAGGCCUUGGCAGAGAUGGACCUAUCAUCUGUCUACACCACCAUGGCUGCAUCUGAACAGGGGGAGACACCAGGGGAGACACCAGGGGAGACACCAGGGGAGACACCAGGGGAGACACAAGGGGACAGACCAGGGGAGGGACCAGGGGAGACACCAGGAGAGACACUAGGGGACAGACCAGGGGAGGGACCAGAAGAGACACCAGGGGAGACACCUGAAGAAACAACAGGUGAGACACCUGAAGAAACAACAGGUGAGACACCUGGAGAGACCACAGGAGAAACACCAGGGAAGACAGCAGAGCCCCUGACAGAGAAGGACACAGCAGAGGACAAGAGAGAGGGGGAGGAGGAAGAGGAAGAGGAGGAAGAUUCUGACGUGGAAGUGGACGAGGAGCGUCUGGAACCCAGGUCGGAUGAUGAUGACACGAACUUUGAAGAGUCUGAGGACGAGCUGCACAAAGAGGUAGCAGAGUCCAUGAAGAACCUGUUCAUCAUGGAGGAUGGACAGAGCGAGGAGGAGGCAGACAGGGCAGGGACAGAUGGAGAGGAGGAGGAGGGCUGUGGAGAACCGGAGGCACUGGACCCCCGGCAGAUCAAACCGUUGUGGGAGGCUUCAUCAGACACCUCCAUGCAGGGGAGCCCCCUGGCAGCGGGCCCCCAGGGAGAGGGCUGCGAGGCUGGGCUUGUUCUGCCAGCCCAGACCCAGGCAUCAGCUGGCCGCCAGGCCCAGACCAGCAGCACUGAGGACACCUAGUCAGAGACGGCAAAAGUACUCACAUGCUUCACUCAUGUUUAAAAAGACUCUGGUAACAGUUGAAGUGCUGACUACACUUUUUUACUCAAGUUAAAGUAAAGAACUAUGGGCUCUGACAUAUACUGAAGUAAAGAGCAGCCAUUACUACUACCUGUUGGACCGCACAUCUUAUUAAUACAAAAAGACACCAAAGACUAAACUUUUUUCCACACACAGUGUAAGGAAAAGUGAGGGGAGAGAACAGAGAAGUCUAAAACGGAGUAGAUUACCAUAAAGCACAAUGAGUACAGUAAAGUACAGUGGUCAUCAAGUACUCAUCAAUGAUGCAAACCUUGUAGGAGAAACUGCAAAAUAUUUUUUCAACCUUUUGAAACCUUUGAAAGGUUAAAAGAAAAUGCUUUUUAUUUGGUUUUAUAUUGGGUUAAGUUGUUGCAGCACAACGAUGGGUCGUUGUAAAACCUUCAGGUCAUUGUGACCCUAAGGCAGUUUGUUGUUAAGUUUGUUAAGUUUGUUGUGCGGGAUAGCCAGGAAAUGAAAAAAAUGUAGUAAUGUCAGUAAAAAGUUUCCAGAAAAGGAAUGAAAUCUACUGAUACCAGAAGAAUCUACAAAAACUAAGUACAUAGUGCACAUAGCAGCAGACACAUUAGUAUUCAUAUCCAUGUCAUUCUUUAUUGUGAGAUGUGAGAAAUGUCCACUGCAAAAACACAAGAUGUGAAUUCCUGGAUUUACAUGAAAUAAGACUGAAUUUGAUCAUUCUAUAACUCCUAAAGUGCUUAAAAAUUGUUUAGUUUUGUUGUUAAUUCUGCUAGAUGAAGCGAACUGAGACAGGAUAACCCUUCUCUCCAACGCCCAGCGCUGUAGUAGCCUGUGGUAAAAGCAUGAAAUGUGGAAGAUUGUCCACCCUCAGGUAUGCAGUGGAAGCAAGCAUUUACCAGAUGUCAACUGUGUUAAUAUAAAGUAUUGUUGAAACUAAAGUGAAUAUAAUAAUUUUUUCAAGUCCAUAUACCACAUUUACAACAAUAUACUAUUUAUAAUAUAACUAUUUUACUUUAUAUACAUUUCCUUUUUAAUAACAUUUGACAAUGCUUUUUGACACUUCUGUAUUUUUUCAUCUCUGCAGGGAUAGAAAAUUUGGUCAGAUUUCUUUAAAAAUGUUGGUCUAAAAAAUACUAUUUCAAGUACUCCUUUAAUGUAAACAUAAACAAGAAUGUCUAAACCAGAAUACCACCCCCAGCUAAGACUCCUUCACAUCAGUGAAACAUAGUUAAA